AAUACCUAAAGCGUUUUGACUUUAAGUUAAAUCUCUUUCCUCUUGUACUUUUGAACACUCUUGAAAUGGGAAAUUUAAUUCAGUUCUCAGAUUCCAGUCGAUGCAAGCAUUCAUCCAGAUGAUAUUGAUGUGAGUGAGGGUGGAGAAUAACCCAGAAAUCAUAUCAAUUAUGAUGAAUUUCUUGCUCUGAAAAAGUUUUAAACCCCUACUUACACAUCUGCUUAUGUGUAUUAUACUAAAUAGUAACCACUGCCAUUUGAACAUUGCUUUGGAACAUAGGUAACAGAACACAAAAAUUAAAUCACAUGAUACACACCAGAGAUCCUAGCUAAUGUGUGCAAUAUUAAACUCAUUUUUUUCUCAGUCAUGUGUUAAAAGAAAGAAAAGUGGGACAACGGGACUUCUUGGUUUGUUUUUUUUUUUUUUCCAAGUAGUUGUAAGUACUUACAUACUUUCAAGGAACUUAAACAUACCUGAAUCUUUAUCCACAUGUAUUUGGCUUGCCUUUCAACCCAUACUCCCCAGAAGCAGUUGCUUUCUAUGUAUAAUGGACUUUAUUUUUGUAGAUACUGUGUUACUGUGUGUUUGAGGAAGGCUGAGCAACAAUGUGCAAAUUACCUCCUGAGAUUUUGGCAAAGGCAGCAAAGUAGACAAUAGCGGGAGGCAGCAGCAUGGAGCUGCCAGUAUGACCUAAUUCUUUUUGGAGAACAUCUGGAAGUUUCAGUGAUUUGCUAAAUCAGUCUUCAGCUUUUACUAGUUUUUACCAGAAAUUCUCCAAGUAACAGCAGUUUGUCUGUUCAUGGAGACAUCACUGGGUAACAAGAGCCACGUUCCUCCUGCUCUGCCUGCGCGAGCCGUGAGCAGCAGCAGGGCCCUUCCGCCGGCCAGGGCUUGGUAAGUCAACUAAUCUCGCCAAGUUUUAGCGAGUCGGAAGUUCGUACAGGCACACAAGCUGCUGAACUGCCCGCGUUGUAACUUUGAGCCCCAGGGGCCGUUUUUGCUGUUUUAAGCUGGCUACAGGACUUGAAGGACAGCGCUUCCCCCGCAUGGCGUGGCGGCCGCGGGAGCUCCAGCGCCGGGUUUCCCUCCGCCCGGCCGCUGCGGAACCACGACUCCCAGCGUGCGCUGCGCCGCGGGGCGCCAUUGGCUGAAGCCGGGGUCGGGCCUGCCAGCGGCUUCCGGGAGCUGCGGGGAGGGGCACCGGAAGUGUUAUCGUAGAGCACCGGAAGCUGUCCUGCCCGUAGCAACGCGGCCGUGCGCCCGAGCACCAGGCGCGGCCAUGCCGGUGUGGCUGCGGGAGUUCCGCUGGCGGCAGAGCCCCGCGGCCGUCUACCUCUCGCUGCCCUUGCGCGGCGUUCGCGUCACCUCCGCCAACAUCUUCUGCACUGACCGGUACCUGAAGGUGGGGCGGCCGCGUCCCGCGCCCUCGGCCGUCUCACGGGGCUUCUUUGGUGCAGAAUCGCCGCCGUGGGAUGCGUUGUGCCCGCGCUGGCCUGGCGCGAUUUUAUAGUUCUCUUAAAAACCACACACUUGAUUCACCGUGGCAGUGCUGUCAAGUAAGCGUCCCUCCCUUUUUAUUUGAAGCCAUUUUAUAUGCUCCUAUUGAUGACACAAAUAGCACAGCAAAGAUUGGAAAUGGAAUAAUUUUCUUCACUUUGUAUAAAAAAGAAGUGGCCAUGUGGGAUUACCUAACUCUAUCAAAUGCUAACAAGGAGAAACUGCAGUAUCUGAGAGAGAAUGCUGUUCUAAAAUCCCAUGAAAAGGCAAAGGAGGAGACAGAAGCAAAAAAAGUUACAAAACAGGAACACAAAAAAUACACUUUGGAGGCCACAAUGAAGCUAGAAGAAGCAGAAAGAAAAAGAAUUGAAGAUCUGAAAGAAAAGGAGAGGCUGAAGGUCAUGAAGGAGUUGGAGCUAUGGAGAAAAGAGCAAAAAGAUAGUGAGAAACAAAAGAGGGUACAAAAAGAAGAGGAAUUAUGUCAAGAAGCAGAGCAAUUAAAGGAGAAGAAAAAGGAAAAAAUGAACAAAGCUGCGAUUCCUAAUGAAGGAACUUCUGAGACCAGACUCAAACCUACUAAAGGUUGUGGUUCCUUUAGUAUGUUUUCAGAAAAUUUAAAGGAAGAACGGUUACCGGCUCCUCGAUCUGCUGCUACAAUUAAAAUCAACUUUACACCACGAGUUUUUCCUACAGCUCUGCGAGAAUCUCGUGUUGCAGAAGAGGAGGAGUGGCUACGUAAACAAGCAGAAGCUCGAAGAACGAUAAAUGCUGAUUUGUCUGAGCUGGAAGACUUAAAAGAAGAGGAGAAGAAUCCAGACUGGUUGAAGGACAAAGGAAACAAAAUGUUUGCAACAGGAAACUACCUCGCAGCUGUAAACGCGUAUAACCUCGCAGUGCGGCUAAACAAUAAGCUUCCCCUGCUGUACCUGAAUCGUGCUGCUUGCCACCUGAAACUGAGAAAUUUACAUAAAGCUAUUGAAGAUUCCUCUAAGGCACUAGAACUGCUUACACCACCUGUUCCUGAUAAUGAGAAUGCUCGAGUAAAAGCAUAUGUGAGACGUGGAACUGCGUUUUGUCAGCUGGAGUUAUUUACUGAAGGUCUCCAGGACUAUGAAGCAGCUCUCAAGAUCGAUCCUAAAAAUAAAACUAUAGAAAAAGAUGCUGAGAAGAUUCGACACCUAAUUCAAGGAACGCCACAAGAUUCUUAAUUGAAAACAAAAACAGCCUUUGAGAGGGAUGCCUUUUGAGGGCAUCAGAAUGAAUCUUAGUUCUCUUCAAUGUGUUGUUAGCUAGACAUUUUCCUGUUUCACUCAAAACACCUACAGAAUUGGUAAAAGACUGGGUAUAUGAAUUACUAUUUUUGAAAGUAUAUUAUUAUAACAAAUAUUAUUAGUUUUAUUUUAUGUAAUUUUUAUACAAGGUUAUAACAUUUUUGCUUUCUGUGAAAUAUUGGGGGGCUGAAUAUUAAAACAUGCUCUUCAUACUUGA
Messenger RNA from Columba livia (rock pigeon), 2985 nucleotides. It is a transcript of the gene DNAAF4, whose product is annotated as dynein axonemal assembly factor 4. The coding region runs from base 1473 to 2705 and encodes 410 amino acids. Lineage: Eukaryota; Metazoa; Chordata; Aves; Columbiformes; Columbidae. Gene Ontology annotation, biological process: determination of left/right symmetry; epithelial cilium movement involved in extracellular fluid movement; heart development. Gene Ontology annotation, molecular function: nuclear estrogen receptor binding. The transcript is spliced from 9 exons. The record is from RefSeq and is a predicted model, not a curated record.